AUGGCUAAUUCUACAGUGACUGAGUUUCUCCUCACGGGCUUUGCUGAGAAGUGGGAGCUAAGGCUUCUGCUCUCCCUGCUAUUCCUUCUGAUGUACCUGGCCACCCUCACAGGGAACAUUCUUAUCAUCACUGCCACCACACUUGACCAGAACCUUCACACACCCAUGUACUUCUUCCUCAGGAACCUGUCCAUCUUAGACAUGUGCUAUGUUUCUGUCACUGUCCCCAGUGCCUGUGUCAACUCCCUCACUGACAACAGGGACAUUUCAGUGGCUGGCUGUGCAGCUCAGAUCUUCCUGGUCAUUUAUUGUAUGUAUGUGGAGCUCCUGUUCCUCACCAUCAUGGCCUGUGACCGCUAUGUGGCCAUCUGCCAGCCCCUCCACUACCCCGUCAUCAUAACCCACCAAUUCUGUGUCUGGACAACACUGGUCUCCCUGCUCAGUGGCCUCAUCUAUGCAGGUGUGCACACAGGGAACACAUUCCGGCUGUCCUUCUGCAAGUACAAUGUGGUCCAUCAGUUCUUCUGUGACAUCCCUUCUCUGCUGAGCCUCUCCUGCUCUGACACCUUCAACAACUUUAUAUUACUUGUUGUUUCUGCCCUAUUGAUUGGUUGUGGGUCUUUUACGUUUAUCACUGUGUCAUAUAUUUACAUAUUUUCGACUGUGUUGAAGUUUCCAGUCAAGGAGAGAGGAAAGGCCUUCUCCACCUGUGUCCCUCACAUUCUGGUGGUGUCUGUCUUCCUCAGUUCCACCAGCUCUGUGUACCUAAGGCCUUCAGGAGCCUCUGACAUUCUCCAGGGAGUGAUUCUUACUCUAUGUUAUACAAUAGUUCCUCCAUUCUUGAAUCCCAUUAUCUACAGUCUUAGAAACACACAGGUAAAGGAAGCAGUAAUGAAAGUAAUAUUAAGGAAAUAUUAUUCAGGAGAUGAAACACAGUAUAAGCGAUGGGAUGGCACAUCGACGUCAAGUACUAACCAAACACGGGAGCCGUGCCGGGCACUCCCCCUGUUCUGGCACCGGCCAGCCCAACUGAACCCGAUGCUGGGUCUUGAGGAGAAGCCCACAGGUCCCCGUGGCCAGUCCAGGGACCUGUUGCACAGUUACACGCACACUCCUCCUGUGCCACUAGAAGCUAUGGAUGAGGAGGCAGCCAAUAGCAUGACUUCAAUCUUGUGGGAAAUCUUGAGGAAGAAUCACUCAGAGAAGCUGCUCCUGGUUUUCUGA
Manis javanica (Malayan pangolin) is the source of this 1224-nucleotide messenger RNA. Its product is annotated as olfactory receptor 14C36-like. Gene Ontology annotation, cellular component: membrane. Gene Ontology annotation, biological process: G protein-coupled receptor signaling pathway. The record is from RefSeq and is a predicted model, not a curated record. Lineage: Eukaryota; Metazoa; Chordata; Mammalia; Pholidota; Manidae. Gene Ontology annotation, molecular function: olfactory receptor activity; G protein-coupled receptor activity.